CUUAGAUUGGCUCUAUGGCACCACAAUCGAUCGUUGCGCUGUGCCGGUCUUCGCUGCAUUAUCUUCUAUCUGCAUUGUGUACAAGACGUCAACCUGCUUCUUGCCUCCCGUUUGGACAUUCUGAUUGCACGGUUGUUUUCACUUUUCACCAUCCUGUUUGGCUUCUUCAUCAAGCCUGAGGAUAGCACUCACUGGCCUUAUAAGUCAUCGGAGCUAAUCACUCAGAAUUCAGUCGCCAAGAUUAGUUCGUUGAUCUGUAUUAAGGUGAAUGGAGCCAACAGGUCAUCUUACAUUGAUAUUACACCAGAUCUGCUUUACGCCCUUUUUGGUUUUAGCUGUGUUGUAGCUGAGCUAACGCCUACACCAUUUCGCCAGGGGCUUCUAUAA
This is a messenger RNA of Protopolystoma xenopodis, 387 nucleotides long. The record is from the annotation of a GenBank genome assembly. NCBI's taxonomy places the organism in Eukaryota, Metazoa, Platyhelminthes, Monogenea, Polystomatidea, Polystomatidae.